Saitoella complicata NRRL Y-17804 is the source of this 918-nucleotide messenger RNA. Its product is annotated as kinase-like protein. Gene Ontology annotation, molecular function: protein serine/threonine kinase activity; ATP binding. The annotation marks the transcript as partial. The record is from RefSeq and is a predicted model, not a curated record. Gene Ontology annotation, biological process: protein phosphorylation; intracellular signal transduction. The transcript has a single exon. Lineage: Eukaryota; Fungi; Ascomycota; Saitoellomycetes; Saitoellales; Saitoellaceae.
AUGUCAGUACCGACAGCUGGUCCUCCACCACCAGCAACACAAACACAACAACCCCAACCUACACCAGAAUCCCGUCUGGGUCACCUCCUCGACAACCGCCUUGAGCUCCUCUCAAUUCUCGGACUCGGAGCGUACGGCGUUGUCUACACCGCCCAAGACAUCUACACCCACCAGCUCUACGCAGUAAAGGCCCUCUCAAAGCUUUCAUUAGACGCCCGCGCCCGCCGCUUUCAAGCUCGCGAAAUCGCACUCCACGCGAAAGCACAACGCCACCCCAACGUCGUUUCGCUAGUCGAGAUCCUCGAUGCGCCAGACUGCGUGUACGUCGUGAUGGAAUACUGCCCUGAAGGCGAUUUAUUUGCGAUCAUCACGGAAGGAGGCGGAUACGUUGGAGACGACGAACUUUGCCGACGCGUAUUCCUGCAGUUGUUGGAUGCGGUCGAGUAUUGCCACAACCACGGAAUCUACCACCGCGAUUUGAAACCGGAGAACGUGCUUGUUACGGAUGGUGGACUUACGGUCAAGCUUGCAGAUUUCGGGUUGGCGACUACCGAGGUUUACACUUCCGACUUUGGCUGUGGUUCGACCUUCUACAUGUCUCCCGAGUGCCAAACACCCAUCCCCUCUUCCGCCCGCGCCUCUGCACCAGCAUUCUACUCGUCGCCAGCAAACGACGUCUGGUCCCUCGGUGUUAUCCUCGUCAACCUCACCUGCGGUCGCAACCCUUGGAAGCGCGCAACACCUUCCGACGAAACCUACAACGCAUACCUCUCUGACCGUCACUUUCUGCGAUCGAUAUUGCCGUUGAGCAGGGAGCUGGACGCGAUUUUGAUGAGAGUGUUUGAGCCGGAGGUUGCAAGGAGAUGUACUGUUGGCGAAUUGAGACAGGCGAUCGAGACGUGUGGGAGGUUUACCAUU